Molecule: messenger RNA, 1698 nt
Organism: Penicillium oxalicum
Lineage: Eukaryota; Fungi; Ascomycota; Eurotiomycetes; Eurotiales; Aspergillaceae
Product: WD domain protein
Exons: 2
Coding region: 1-1698 (565 amino acids)
Molecular function (GO): protein binding
Source: RefSeq, a predicted model, not a curated record
AUGCCCAAGCGUCCUCUUGAUGAUGCUGUGGCCAGGCAGCUUCCAAGUAAGAGACGGCGGGACUUGGAGACUUCCCCACUUGAUCGAUUAUCCUUGUUGAGCGAUGAACUGCUUCUUCAAAUCCUGUCUUUUCUUCCCAUCUCGUCUUUGAAUGUCUGCCAAAGGUUGUCUCGUCGGUUCCAUAGGCUUGCUGGAGAUUCUGAGCUAUGGAAACGACAAUACUAUGUGCAAUGGGUUCGUCCUCGGGCUCGACGAUUAGCGAAUGUCACUCGAGCAUCUCUUCCAUCAAAAGCCCCGCCAAAUAAGUCGGAAUACUCACCGAGAGUUUCAACAUGGCUUGAUCACAGUCAUCUGGCUGAGGAUGGGAGGACCACAAAUUGGAAAGGCCAGUACCGUCUUCGGCAUAAUUGGUCCACGGGAGUCUGUCGGGUUACCGAAGUCCACUUCACCGAAUCUCAGACGCCGCCUAUAUUGGUUAAGCUUUGCGCUGGCGUUGUCUUCACCGCUGAUACAGAGCAUGGACUUAGGGCAUGGGCGGCCAAAGACCCUGCACAUUGCUUUGCGGAGAUGAGUCUUUCAAAUUCAAUCACAAAGACCUCUAUUGUUCCAACUGCUCUUGCCGUCAGCAGGAGUAUUGAUGAACACGAAGUCGUGAUCGGGUUCAAGGACGGCCAUGUUCGUCGCUAUGCGUUCGACGACCAAAAGUCACGACUGCGGCUAGUCUCCAGUCACACAGAGUUAACCCAUGGAGCCAUCACUGCCAUGGCUCUAUCAUUUCCAUAUCUCAUGAUCGUGUCUCAGAAUGAAAGCUUGUCUCUUUACAAUCUACGAGAGCUCUCUCAUACAUCGGUGCUUUCAGGCCAAGCCAUCCCGCCGCGGAAAUUGGCCUCGCUAAACGCAGCGAAUAUGGUCGCACCGAUGACACUGUCUCUGCGCAAAUCUGGCGUACGAGUUGUGGCUACGAUUGUGUACAGUUUCUUUCAUAUCAGCUGUGGUUGGUCCCUAGGUAUUCAAGAACUGAGAUUCGAUCGAAACGGUCAGCAAGUGGAAUCUCGGUUGACGAGCACUGUGGACUCUCAGCACGAGACACUGUCAAGAAGAGACCGCACAGGCCCACGCGAUCGACGGCAUUCCACAGAGCAUGAAGCGAGUGAAGGUCGUGCUAUGCUAGAUCCCAGCGAGCCAACGAUUGUGCAUUCUCAUCCGCCCACAUCUAUAUCCUACUCUCAUCCAUAUCUGCUCACCUCUCACAAGGACAACACUUUGACCAUGUACCUUGUCGUAUCGGAUAAUCACCGUCUCUUUGUUCGCGGUGGCCAGCGACUCUGGGGCCACACGUCUUCAGUUUCUGCGGUCCAAGUGACGAAUCGGGGAAAGGCCAUAUCCGUGAGCGGGCGAGGGGACGAGGUUCGGGUUUGGGAACUUGAACCUGCGGUGCGCUCGAUCGGUAGCCGACCACUAUUGCACGAUGAGAAUAGCAUCAAAGUUCACCCAGAACAUUCCGAUCGGGCUGAAUCGGAUGCGGAUUCCGCGCCGGGCGGCCUCGACCGAGACAAUCGUCAUGCGGGACGAGACACGCAACCUACGGGCGAGUUGUCCAUGAUACAUGAUUGUGUUGGCUUUGACGAGGAGCGAGUUCUCUUGCUCCGUGAGAAAACUGUUGGCACACAGCUUCUGGAAUGCUACGACUUUACCUAG